Molecule: messenger RNA, 1521 nt
Organism: Auanema sp. JU1783
Lineage: Eukaryota; Metazoa; Nematoda; Chromadorea; Rhabditida; Rhabditidae
Source: the annotation of a GenBank genome assembly
AUGAGUACUCUCUCUCAACAGCAAUCACCUGCUACAACGCAACCAUGCUUAUCCGUUUUUUCUUCACGAACAAGUGAAGAAGGAUUUCACUCAGGAUCGUCCCAAGAUGAAACUUCCUCGAACAAUGAUGUUGACCGAUUGGCCUUUGAACUUAAUAAUUUCGGCGUAUCCCAGAAAAGACUCGCAUACGGACAACAAAAGUGCAACUCUGACAGUGGAGCUUCCAGUGCUGAGCUCGAACAGAACACAAUGAAGGAGGAAUCAGCGGGUCGUGACGCUUCUUCUACAACAGCGCCCACUGCCGCUAAACCCAAAAUGCCUGGGUCUUGGUACUAUGAAGAAGGCAUGUUCCGAGGCGAAGACUCAUCUUCACCUUCCAGUGAGGCUGAUGAGUUAUAUUUAGCACAGCUAUUAUGUGCCGCCCGCAAUAUCUCAGAAAAUGUGGAAGUGCCAAGUAGUGAACAUGUAGCAGAGAUUGUUGGUAGACAAGGUUGCAAAAUCAAAGCUCUCAGAGCUAAGACUAAUACAUAUAUAAAAACACCGGUACGAGGAGAAGAGCCUGUAUUCGUAGUAACUGGGAAGCCAGAAGACGUGAUGGAAGCAAAAAGAGAAAUCGAAUGUGCUGCAGAACACUUCACUCAGAUCAGAGCCAGUCGACGUCACUCUCAGGGAGGAGCUCCUGCUCCGGGGCAUGUCACCGCCUAUGUUCGUGUGCCACUUCGGGUUGUUGGUUUGGUUGUUGGUCCUAAGGGGGCUACGAUUAAGCGAAUUCAACAAGACACUCACACCUACAUCAUUACACCUAGCAGAGAAAGAGAACCAAUUUUUGAAGUCACGGGCUUACCUCAAAAUGUAGAAGCUGCCAGGAAAGAAAUCGAGCAGCAUAUUUACCAGAGAACUGGAAAUAUGCCUAUUACUGAUCCGUCUGCGCCAAUCAGCCAAUACACCACUGAAUUCAACAGUUCUGGUUCUUUAUCAACUGCUGCUAACGCCACAACUCGUUCCUCAUAUGGGAGCUUAGCAACCGCACCUCCUGCUCCUGGAAAUGCUCCACGUAGACCUAAUACAUUUGAAGGCUUUGGAGAAUUCCAACAACGUCCAUCGCCAUUGACCGAGUCAUAUCAAUUUAAUGGAUUGAGCAAUAUUAUGCGUGGAGGAUAUCCUAACUCUAAAGUGUAUUCAUGCAGCUCACCAACACCAUCUUUGUUCAACCAAUGGUCUCAAAAUAGUAAUAACAUGCCAUUCCAACCUUGGUCAACAAACACCUAUUCCGGAUUGGGUAUCAGCGAGCAAAACCAAGAUAUGUUCUACGAUCGCUCGAAUAUUUUAAAUGGUGCUUCUGCAUGGUCAUCUGCCUUCAGUUCUGUCUCCUGCAGUCUGAAUGAACAUAGAGAUGAAGGUUUAGGAGAUUCUCCUGCCAGCGGCAAUGAAAAUCCGUAUCGCCUGAUGUCAUCUAUUUGGGCUGAUAUAGAACCUCGCGACGAAAACAAGCAGGUGGUUCCUGCGGUUCUCACUGCAUAA